AGUAAUUAUCUUGGAAUAAGCACACUGACACUCAACGCCCAGACACAUUCGUUCUCCAACGCUUUCAGGAGUCACUUCUCAAAGGGAAGCAAAAAGGCGUACUCUUUGCAGCACUGAAAUUAAACAGCCAUACCUAAAGUUAGCAAUUCAAGCUUUCUCAAGACGAACAAUCAUGGCUUAUGAAGGAUACACUACUUUUAAAGUAGAGAUCAAGGAAGGUGUGGCUUGGGUCACAUUUGACUUUCCUCCAGUGAAUGUUCAAGGAAAGCCGAUGUUGGACGAUCUCAAUCGUUUGGCCGAAGCUUUGGAGCCGGAUCGUUCCAUCAAGGUCGUAGUAUUCCAGUCUGCCCAUCCUGACAUUUUUGUAUGCCAUGCAGAUAUCGACAUGUUAACCGAGAUUCCAGCUUCUGAACGUUCCAUGGAUGAUCCAUUACUAUACCUGCAAACGGUGUUACAGCGGAUUAGUGCUCUUCCUCAAGCGACCAUUGCCAAGGUAGAAGGAAGCCGCGGGGGUGGUCACGAAUUUAUGCUGGCUUGUGACAUGCGCUUCGCCGCCAGGGGAAAGUCGGUAUUCAUGCAGAUGGAAGUCGGCAUGGGCAUAGUGCCAUGUGGCGGAGGAACGCAGCGACUUCCACGCCAGGUCGGUAUGGGUCGAGCCAUGGAGAUCAUUCUGGGGGCACAUGACUUUGAUGCUGACUUGGCAGAACGAUACGGAAGCAUCAACCGUGCGCUGGACCCAGACGAAAUUGGGCCAUUCGUGGAAGAGCUGGCUAACCGUAUAGCCAAGUUUCCUGCAGGUUCCAUUACAGCGUGCAAAAGGUGCGUCCUGUCUGCUGUUGAAACUCCUAUUGAAGAGGGCCUGAAGAUUGAGGCAUACCAGCUGGGGCAAGCCAUGUCAACGACCCCUGGAGCCAAACGGUUUGCCUUCGGAAAGGAAAAAGGUCUACAGAAUGAUAUGGAAUUCCAGAAGAACUGGGAUAAAGGAGUGAUGGACAUCCAAGCAGUACAGUAACUUAUAAGCAUGCUUUUUUUUUUGCCUGAGUUUGCAUAAGAAGACUCUUUACGUACGCCAAUUUGUAGGUAGUGAAUGCGUUUGAAAGGGGGAAUAACAGCUACAGUUAUAUAAUUAUGUUAUAUGGCCUGCUAUGUACAUCGUGUAUCUUUGUUGUUGUCAGUUUCGUUUUCCGUCGGCAGUAGAAUAUUAAAGUUUGAGCAUUGCAGGACGAACUGAA
Messenger RNA from Stylophora pistillata, 1232 nucleotides. RefSeq lists its product as uncharacterized. NCBI's taxonomy places the organism in Eukaryota, Metazoa, Cnidaria, Anthozoa, Scleractinia, Pocilloporidae. The record is from RefSeq and is a predicted model, not a curated record. Gene Ontology annotation, molecular function: catalytic activity. Gene Ontology annotation, biological process: fatty acid beta-oxidation.